CAGAGAUUCGUUAUAAAAUGAAGUUGAUCUAAGCAACGAAAAUCAUUAGAUUCCGCUUCUUUGUGGUGAGGAACAAUCAACGAUGGCAUCAAAUCCGAAAUAUCACACAUUUGAGGAAGUCGCCAAGCACAAUAAGAUUAAAGAUUGCUGGGUGAUUAUCAGCGGAAAGGUUUAUGAUGUGACCCCAUUCAUGGAGGAUCAUCCCGGAGGUGAUGAUAUUCUGCUAUCGGUCUCAGGAAAAGACGCAACUAGCGACAUUGAAGAUGUUGGGCACAACGAUUCUGCUCGGGAGAUGAUGGACCAGUACUUGAUCGGGGGGAUAGACAUGGCAACGGUUCCCCUGAAACCAAGCUACGUUCCUCCAGAUAAGACUCCGGAGUUUGUGAUCAAGAUCCUGCAAUUUCUCGUGAUAUUGGGACUGGCAUUUGCUGUCCGACUCUACACCAGAGAGAAAUGAGGGGUUAGAAUUGCGGAUUUGCUUUGCAGCUCUUGGUUUUUAUUCAUAACUUGUGUGCGUUGCACGACAUACUCAAAAAAUAAAUUAUAUAGAAUUCACACUAGUAUAAUGCAAAAAAAAAAAAGCUUCCCAUAUUUUCUUAUUUUUAA
This is a messenger RNA of Salvia hispanica, 606 nucleotides long. RefSeq names its product cytochrome b5-like. NCBI's taxonomy places the organism in Eukaryota, Viridiplantae, Streptophyta, Magnoliopsida, Lamiales, Lamiaceae. Gene Ontology annotation, cellular component: intracellular membrane-bounded organelle; membrane. The record is from RefSeq and is a predicted model, not a curated record. Gene Ontology annotation, molecular function: heme binding.